This is a messenger RNA of Osmerus eperlanus (European smelt), 4148 nucleotides long. It is a transcript of the gene raver1, whose product is annotated as ribonucleoprotein, PTB-binding 1. The coding region runs from base 55 to 2328 and encodes 757 amino acids. NCBI's taxonomy places the organism in Eukaryota, Metazoa, Chordata, Actinopteri, Osmeriformes, Osmeridae. The transcript is spliced from 15 exons. The record is from RefSeq and is a predicted model, not a curated record. Gene Ontology annotation, cellular component: nucleus. Gene Ontology annotation, molecular function: RNA binding.
CUGCUCAAAUCUAUCCGGUACGGUGUUGUUAGAGUGAGUAAACUUCCAAGCUGAAUGAUGGCGGCCGCAGUGUCCGUUAGCGCAGCUGCCAGAAAAGAAACCCCAGCAGAGCUCAAUUUUACAACCCGUCCACUUCACGAAAGCUUCGACCCCGCCGUUGAGCACGAAAACUUGGGGUUUGAUGACUGCGGGGAUUCUGAACUCGAGGCGAAUGACGAUGAUUCAGCCACGGGGUAUGAGUGUCCACGAAGGGUCGACGAAGAGUUGACAGCACUUAGCCCUGAAGAGAUUGAGAGUCGUUUGGAGAGAACACGUAGAGAAUUUUAUAAUCGUAGAAAAAUAAUCAUAAAAAACCUGCCAUCCGACGUCAGUAAUCAGGAGGUGCAUGAAAUGUUGAGCAAUUAUGAUCUCAAAUACUGCUUCGUGGACAAAUACAAGGGAACAGCCUUCGUCACACUGCUCAAUGGGGAGCAGGCGCAGUGUGCCAUCAAAGAGUUCCACCAACACUUUCUGCGGGACCGGGAGAUUUCUGUGCAGCUGCAGCCCACAGAUGCUCUGCUGUGCAUCGCCAACCUGCCUCACGCCUUCAGUCAGCAGCAGUUUGAGGAGCUGGUCCGACCGUUUGGCAACCUGGAGCGCUGCUUCCUGGUCCACAGUGCCUCUACUGGCCACUCCAAGGGCUACGGCUUUGUGGAGUACAUGAAGAAGGACUCGGCUGCCAAGGCCAAGUCGGAGCUACUGGGGAAGCAGCUGGGCUCUCGUAUGUUGUACGUCCACUGGACCGAGGUGGGCUCGCUCACCUACCCCCUGCUGCACUCCAGGUGCUUGUGUGUGGACCGCCUGCCUCCAAGCCUGCUGACGGCGCAGGACCUCCGCAACGCCCUGGCCGACACGCACGCGCCCAUGUUCUGCCAGUUGGCUCAGGGACAGGACGGAAGUUUCAAGCGUUUCGCGGUGUUGGAGUUUGCCACGGCGGACAUGGCCGAGGAGGUGCAGAGAACGACGGACUCGAGGGUCUUGGGCGGCACCCCCAUCAGGGUCUCCUUCUGUGCCCCUGGACCCCCUGGGAGGAGCAUGUUAGCCGCUCUCAUUGCUGCCCAGACUAUGGCUCUGAACCGAGGGAAAGGGCUUCUCCCAGAGCCCACAGCCAUGCAGAUCCUCACGGGGCUGAGUAACCCUGCCACCCUCAAGAUGCUGCUCAACCCCAUGACCCAGGGUAGGAAACAAGGUCUCCUCGGUGCAGCUCCCACAAUGCCCCUCCUGGCCAACCCUGCCCUUUCUGCAGCUCUCCUCCAACUCCUUCUCCAGAACCAGGCCCAAGUCCAGCAGCAAGCCUUUUUAGGGAAUCAUCUUCUCUGGGCUCAGGUGCUGCACAAUAAAGAGAACCGCCUACUACCUUGUGCAGGACUGAUGGGGGACAACCCUCUGGCUGCUUUGCCUCUCCAGCAGGGACUCCAUCUGCUGGGAGACUUGGCUCAAGGAGGUGUAGUUCCAGGUCUCAACCUGCAGACUGACCCGCUGGGCCCCAUCAAGCCCUCUUCUCUGGGAAGAACGCUGGGCAGGGAGCAGGACUCCCCCACAGCACCAUGCAGCUUUUCUCAAACCCCCUCCCCCACCCUGCAUGGCCUCUCCAUGCCCCUCCUGGGGGGCAUGUUGGGGGCAGAGGGCCUCACAGCACCCACGCUAUCUAUAUUGGGAGAUCCACUUAAAGAUGUCAAUCUCUCCCAGAACCUCUUUCUCAAUGCCCAGAGCCUGUUCCCCUCCUCAGGCGCGAGCUGUCGGCCCCAUCCCUACAGGAAGAGACCGACGCUAGGCAACGCGUCCAACCAACGCGCAACUCACAGCAUCCACUCCAACUACAGCUUGCGUUACCAGGAGUCCUACACCCCAGAUUACCAUCCGCUGCACCAGGACCCUCUGGCACACCUGUACGAGCAGCAGGAGGUUCUGGAGACCGGGGCUCUGACAGGGUUUGGACAGCAGCGUUCCUAUCAGGCUGGGUUCAGUGAGCUCUCCUCCCCCUACAGCUUCCCCCCCAGCCCGCCCCUGUCCUCCUACUUCAGCUCUGGGCCUGGAGGCCCCGGCCCUGACGGCCUCCCCUCCAGUCAUCUCAACAAGGCGGUUGGAAUGCCUCCUGUUUGCCACAACAGUUACCCUCCUGGUCUAGAAAAUGGGAUGAAGACUCCAAUCGGUGGCCACAAGCGCCUGUUUUCCCAUCUCAUCCCCUCGCCAGAGCCAAGCCCUGAGGGCGCCUACGUGGGCCAGCACUCCCAAGGCCUGGGGGGUCACUAUGCUGACUCCUACCUGAAACGCAAGCGCAUCUUCUAACCCAAGCCAAACCCCCGCUUCCUGUACCAAGUAGCCAAUCAUUUCCCAGGCAAUCCCUUGAGCUAAACCAAUCAGUAUGGUUAGCUUGGUGGUCAAGUCAGCUUUCAGCUGUGAGCUCAUGCUAGCAACCCCUGGAGGGCGCUGUGUGGUGCUGCUGCCUAUCGCUAUUGGGACAAUUGCGCACCAGUCAAUGGGAGUUUUGAUGUGUUUCUGUACAUAUGAUUUCAGUGUGUUUGUAAACUAAUUUUAACUUUUUAUUUUUUAUUUCUUUUUAUUUUCUGGAAACCCUCAUGUUGAAUACUAGCAUGAUCUUGUGUAAUCAUCGUAUAUGAGCUCAUUUGAAUUGAGUCAAAAUAUUCCCUUUGGUCAAUUUAACCUUUUUCAACCAUUUUUUUUUUUCCUGUUGUGUGAUGGUGUGUCAACGGGUUUCCUUCAUAUAUAUAUUUUUUAAAUCGAUCCUCCCAUGUUUGUGGAUAUAGUUAAUUAGUUUGUUUGAUGGGAUGGUGAUUCUUUCUUUCUACUUCUACAGUGGUAUGGGUGUAUACUCUGGACAGGAUUCAGGCCUCUCUCCAUGGCUUUGUAUAGAACUGUUUUGCAGCUGUACUGCUGUCUUUUUUUUCCUCCAGUCCCUGGAAACCAAAGCUUGCCUCAUACUUUCAGCCUUUUUACUUUUCACUUGUUCUGUCCCUGAGUCCUGCCCCUCCAUCUUGUUUGUUGGUAAUCUGCACCACCUGAGUUUGUGUUGCACUUGGAAGGGCGUGUGACGUGUGCUCAGUUCUCACCUUUCAUGUCGUGUCUUUUUUUCAAAGCUGUUCUCACUUGUCGUUUUGUGCAGAAGUUAUAUGCAGAGGGUUUUGUGUCAGCAGAAGUUCUUGCCAGCUGAAACUAUCGUUCCAUUGUUUUGGUUUCAUCACCACUGCACUUGAUUUGCUCUAGUAAAGCAAGGAGUUAAGGGUGCACUGUUCUGCUACUAUAUAUAUAAAUAUAAUAAUAAUUCCCUCGAUUCACUUGGUUGCAACCUUGACCUUAAUUUUACUGUUACAACUGCCAGGGUCAACCUCCCAUGACAACUCCCUCCUGCAUACCAGUAGAGGGAGUAGUUCAUGAUGGUUGGGGGGUGGGCUCAGAUAAAAUGAUAAAUAGCAGUUUGGCUUUUCUAGCCAAGUACAUGACAGUAUGGAUGACAGACAGGGCCUGUGUUAAAACUUUAUGAAUAUUUUCUUUUUUUUUCUUUUUCCUCCACUGAAUGAUGACCUUCCAGCCACCCAAUCAGUGGGAGGUGUUUGUGAAGCUAGCAGCAUCUGAUUGGUCUGUGAUGAAGUUCUCAGUCUGUGAGUGUGUGUGUGUGUGUGUGUGAAGAAUAAUCUGGUUGACAUUUUGAUUGUGAAAACCCAUUACCUCUGAUUUUAUGGGAACUGCAAUUACACUUGAGCCUUAAAAGUAUUUUCUGUAAUCUCAUUUUGCCUAAAUUUACUCAUUUUCUUUCCGUUAUUUGCUGUGUACAUAAGAGUGAUUUCUUCGGAGUCUCAAUCUCUUGUUUCUCAAAUAUAUCUGCCUUUUGGUCUGGUGUUUCUGAGAUUGAUACUGCUGCUCAUAGUUUGUUUGUUUGUAUGUUUGAGGGAUUUUGUAUAUGACCAAAUGCAGCAUCAUGGUAAAUUUACUUAUGUUCUGUCUGGCCCAAGAGUUGCUGCUGCUGCAUAAUCUUUCAAUUCAGAUUGUCUAUUGGAAUAUUCACAACUGCCAUGUCAUUAGUCAUCUAUUGCCAUACUUGUCUGUGUGUGAUGUGCUGUUUUUGAGCAAGUAAAUGUUAUUUAAAUUCA